AUGGAUCAGAUGCUACCUAGUCCGGGAUUUUCAAUCCCUAGCAUCGGGACACCGUUGCACCAGCCGGAAGAGGAUCAGCAGAUUCUCCCCCAUGCCUAUCAGCAGCAACAAUCCAUGCCGCACAUGACACCGAUGGGUGGCCUUAGCUCUAGCAACUACACAAUGCCGGCUAUCGGUGCAUCGUCCGGCAAGAGCAUGCAUACGUAUGCGCCCAGUUUUUCCACACCGCAGAACAUGAUCCAACCACAGACGCCGCAAAGCUUAAUGUCACCCAUGGUACCGAUGACGGAAUCGAAAGCAGCAGCAACACCCAGCCAAACGCAGGGCAGCGGUGGCAGCGUCCGGGAUCCAGAAAACAUCGGCAGUGUAAACAUACACCAAACGAUGGGUCCCGCUACACCGAUGACGCCGAUGACACCGAGCGAACCGGCCAUUCUGCCCCAGCUGCAAAACAUCGUCUCGACGGUGAACUUAAGCUGCAAGCUCGAUCUCAAAAAGAUAGCCCUACACGCCCGUAACGCCGAGUACAAUCCGAAACGUUUCGCCGCAGUAAUUAUGCGCAUUCGGGAACCGCGCACCACAGCACUGAUUUUUUCGUCCGGCAAGAUGGUUUGUACCGGGGCGAAAAGUGAAGACGAUUCCCGGCUCGCCGCACGCAAAUACGCACGUAUCAUACAGAAGCUCGGCUUUACGGCCAAAUUCCUUGACUUUAAAGUACAAAACAUGGUCGGCAGCUGUGACGUACGGUUUCCGAUUCGGCUCGAAGGUUUGGUGCUGACGCACGGACGGUUCAGCUCGUACGAACCAGAGCUGUUCCCCGGGCUCAUUUACCGUAUGGUGAAACCGCGUAUCGUACUGUUAAUUUUCGUGUCCGGCAAAGUUGUGCUCACCGGUGCCAAAGUGCGGCAAGAGAUCUACGAUGCAUUUGAAAACAUCUAUCCAAUUCUCAAGAGCUUCAAAAAACAGUAA
Messenger RNA from Anopheles marshallii, 969 nucleotides. RefSeq lists its product as uncharacterized. Gene Ontology annotation, biological process: DNA-templated transcription initiation. Lineage: Eukaryota; Metazoa; Arthropoda; Insecta; Diptera; Culicidae. Bases 1 to 969 code for a protein of 322 amino acids. Gene Ontology annotation, molecular function: DNA binding; RNA polymerase II general transcription initiation factor activity. The record is from RefSeq and is a predicted model, not a curated record. The transcript has 3 exons.